AUUCGCGCUUCAAUAUCCGGCAAGGUUGAACCGUCACGGUCAUUUCCACCUCCGACAGUUUCCGUGUGGGCUCAAUCAAGACAACCGCUGUAAACAAACUUUCAGUAACGGUUUAAUUCCAGAAGAAAUACAUUUAAACAAAAAGAUAUGCAUAUCAAAACAGGUACAUGGGAGGCCAACACAGUGUGCGAGUCUGACACCCUGUGUGAUCCUGCUGGCCUUGUGUCCUCCACCAACCCAGAGGCUCAUAUUGGCAACCGCCGCCUAUCACCUGGGUCUGGCAACUGUGGUGGAGGAGGUGGAGGCUGCCCAACUGGGGUUGACCAGCAGCCCUGCCAAGCUUCACCCCAGACCCUCGAAGGCAACCUGAACGGACCCGCCCAUGUACAUGCCUUCACUUACCGUAGAGACAGAGAUCGUAGAGGCCAGCACAAAGGCCGUGGCCCUCGCAGAGAGGGGCCCAGGGGGGCAGGGCGUGUAGCAGAUAGGCCCCCGAAGCAGAGCCAGAAGGAGAGGUGGGUGGAGGACAGCCUGUCUCUACUCAAGCACCCACCUGCUUUUCCAGUGCAGGACAGCCCUGCCAAGCUGCAGCCAACCAUCAGCUAUGCCUCAAAAGUGAAGUCAGGGGCGGUGGGUGGAGUGCUGGAGGAGGAGGGCCGCCCAGCCAUCGGUGUCCUGCUGCAGAACCAGUGGGGACUUAGUUUCAUCAGUGAGGUCCUCCAAGCCACAGAGGGUUCAGUUCCCUCUCCUGCCCCCAUAGCAGCACCUCAGCUCACAUUUGGAGGUGAAACCGCCAACCCAACACAAGAGAGGCAUCACAUAGUCCAGGCCAGUGGUGAAAUCCCAGUUCCUGUCACUACCUCAAUCUCCAUUGACCAGUACAGAGAAGAGGAAGCAAAGAUCAAUGGGAAGCUGCUUCUCACCUGUCACCAUCUAAAGGAGGCUCUGCACUAUCACACAAUAGAAUGGAAUGUCACCUGCAACAAACAGAAAGAAGAUCCCAAUAAGGUAGUUUGGUAUAAGAACUCCCUGGACCAGCCAGCCUAGUGACGCAUGGACCUGUCUGCCACAACACACACCCCCACACACACACCCACACGCACUCAGGUCGAUGUCUUUACACAAAGCCACACUGAGACACUUUGGACUAACUCCUUGAUGAGAUCCACAACUAGGGACUUUUCUAACGCCUUCAAAGGCCUGCCUUAAUGAAUUGGACCUGGAGUUCCUAUCGGCUCAAAAUGAUUCGUUUUAAUGUCGUGUUGAGCUGGUCUUUUUUUAACAAUCUUAAGAGCUGUCAUUUUAUUGUGAGGAACUGCAGUUUUAUCAGACAUUUUCUGUUUUGUCCUCUGUUGUAAGGGAUCCGUCAAGCACUUUCUAAUCUGUUGUGACCAAUCCUUGGUACGCCUACCCUACCAGGUGUUUAUUUUUUUCACAAAUUUGAAAAUGUGUUAUACCUGCUUCAUUUGACCGUAUUUUACACGGGACAGAUGUGUAAUCAUGUCUCCAGUUUACAGGGGUGCAGACAGCACAAUAAGAAGGCACCCUUCCCCUGUCUGAUCCUAAUGCUGUUUUAUUUUGUACCCUGAUUGGGUGAAUGUUACUCAUGAAUCCAUAUGAUUACUCAUGAUCACACUAGCUCAGUUUUAUGAUUUGAAAUAUAUAAAAAAUACACUGGAGGAUAAGUGAACAGUAUUGCAUAAUGAAAUUGAAUGAACUUGACAUGCCCCAUGGUCUUACUGGUAAUGCUCAUACUUCAUUGUUUUAUCAUUUUUACAUAUGAUACAUAAAACCCACAUUAUUAUUUGCUUUGUUAAUACGGACAAGUUUAAAAUGUAUUUACCUUUUUUUAAUGUAAACUGAGGGCUUGACUAUCCUUGUCGCUGAAGUUCAGCACGAUUGAAAUGUAAAGUUAAUUUCCAAUGUAGCCGACAUGCAGUGUUUACCGUGAAUGCAGUGCUGCUAACGUAAGAACAUUGCCUUUCAAUUUCUAUGGUGCUGAACUACUGCAAUACGGACUGAAUAAAGCCCAAAAAUAAUUGA
Molecule: messenger RNA, 2043 nt
Organism: Oncorhynchus kisutch (coho salmon)
Lineage: Eukaryota; Metazoa; Chordata; Actinopteri; Salmoniformes; Salmonidae
Exons: 4
Coding region: 148-1047 (299 amino acids)
Cellular component (GO): cytoplasmic stress granule; nucleoplasm
Molecular function (GO): RNA binding
Source: RefSeq, a predicted model, not a curated record